AUGUAUAAUCGCGAGUCUAAGAUCAUGCGCAAGCUUCUCGGUAAGGCGGCGCCCGACUCUGCGGCUGGGGAUCUCUCUUCAAUAACAGGCACGACCACACCUAUCCCGACCUCUUACCGCCCUUCCAAGUCGCAGAAUGCUGUAUAUAUCGCAGGCGCUCCGGUAUCGUGCUUCGAUGUUUCCGAGGAUCGACGCGCCGUCGUCUUGGGCGGACCGCAUAUUCUCAAGUCAAUAGUUCUGGACGAUCCAAGUCUUUCCAGCUUCAGCUUCAAUGACGGAAUCGACGUACGUACGGCAAUCACCACGAGGCAGUCUAGUGGAUCCCGACAGAAUGUUGUCGCAGAUCAGCUGAACAUUCGCGACGUGAAAUGGCAUGGCAAUUCUCAAAUAUAUACGGCCUGUGGCAGCGGCAAGGUAUUCUCGUAUGACCUGACACGACUCGGGGCAGGCGAUAAUGAGCCACUGGAAUACAUUAUGACGCAAGAGGACUCGCGUCAGAUGAACACGUUGGACAUAAACCCUCACCUAAAAGCUUGGCUGUUAACCGGUGGACAAGACGGAACUGCUCGCGUAUUUGAUUCAUCGACCACAACUUCUGCGAGGCACGGUCUUAGCUUCAGGCAGCGCUUUGCACCGCUCAGGUGCAUUGACCCAAUCAGGCAAGUCAGAUGGUCGCCGAGUAAUGGCCAUGAGAUGGCCUGUUGUACGGAAAGUGGCGUGGUCAUGAAGUGGGAUGUACGACAACCUUCACGGCCGGUUCUGAGAAUCAACGCACAUGAGAAAUCAUGCUCAGCUAUCGCAUGGCACCCAGACGGAGUUCAUCUGAUCAGUGCUGGAAUGGACACCAAGAUUCACACCUGGGAUCUAGCCACCUCAGACAAGAGACAGAAGCCCAAAUGGACGAUUUCCGCUCCUGCACCAGUAGCAGCCGUUGCAUGGCGACCCGGACUCUGGUCUGCGAGUGCUCAGGCUAGACGUGUUGCUCAGAUUGCUGUGACUUACGACGAAACCAGUAGUCGACGAUAUGGUACGUCAGCGGUGCACAUCUGGGAUUUGGCAAGACCAUCUAUGCCGUACAAAGAAAUCGAGAGGUUCGAAUCCUCUCCUUCGGCCCUGGCAUGGCAAGACCAAGAUAUGCUUUGGACCGUGGGCCGAGAUGGAAGCUUCAACCAGUGCGAUGUCGCCUUUGCCCCCAAGGUCAUUGAUCGUCAGUCAACUUCUGCCAUGGCAUUCUCGCCAAGAGGAGACGUGCUCAUGUUCCUGGAUGAGCGUACGCAAUCACACCGGCCACGCUUGUCGGCUGCACACCAAUCCGACGCUUUGCAUCGCGCUACAUAUAGCUCUAGCCCUGGAAACCAAGGCUUAAGCAUGAGUCGGAGUGAUUCGGAAGACGAUGUUUUAGGGACUUUUCUGGGACCGCGUAGAAGGAUUCCUCGAAAAAGAAGGCUGAGUGGGCGGGGUACCAUGCCCCUUAGUACCACACCACCGUCGGGAGGAGCGUCAUUCCCAGAAGAUAACAAGCAGAACAUGGGUCUGGAGCCAUCUAUAAACGUCACAGGGAUAUUCAAAUCUCAACAGGCCAUGUCAUUUGGGCAUAUACCCGCGGCGAAACCGGUUCAGGUCUAUCAUUUCUUGUCUAAUGCGUAUCUAGAAACGCUCAAACGCGAGCUGCCGUACAUUGAUGGUGGCAAGCCAUUGAUAGAGCGGGUGGGUGCCAUCAUGGAGCAGUAUGCCAAAGCCGCCGAGGUGGCGAAUUUAUACCGCCUGGCCCAAACCUGGCGUAUCCUCGCUUAUGCUAUGAAUCUUCUCCUCAAACGCCGAGCGCAAUACCACUUUGAAGUUCGCGUUGGUCAGUUUCAGAAGCUUCAGGUUGACGACGUCUCGAAAGGAGCGGAUAAACUUAAGGCCUCAGAGAUAUAUGCAAACGGGGAAGAUACCCCACGGCGACCCUCAGGGCAGAGAAGCAGUAUUGAUAGCAGAUUUCACUCCAUUCGCUCUUUACUAGCAGAGGAGAUCGAGAGCACAUCGAAUGUGCCAACACCGGUCGCCCGGCCAGUUGACAGUGUGAUGAAUGCUGGCUCGUCGGGCCACGAAGAAGUGGUGCAUCAACACGGCAAACGAUUGUCACCAAUUGUUGAACCAGAAUCUCUUACCCUCGGUCCAGCUGCUCAUGGGUCCUUUGGGGAAUCCCGAAGCCCCAGGCAGCGACACGACUCAGAGCCCAUAUCAGUAGCAAGUGAACAGACAGACGAAUCCGAGACAUCAUAUACAGAAGGCUAUGACUUUUAUGAUGCCGAGGUGUUGGCCAAGGCGAUUGAUGUUCCCAUGCCGAAAAGAAAAAGCAGCUCUAGAGGAUUGCCUUUUCGCGGUAGGACCGUCAGGCAGGACUCAGAUGAGAGCUUUGGUCAAAUGUUCUCCAUCUCAAAUGGGACUAAGAGAUCUGGGAGGAUGGGGUCCAGCGGUGAUGCGUUUGCGAAGCCGCUGAAUCGAGAGUCGACCGAUUUGGGGAGGGCCAGUGGUGCGUCGAGUGCAGACUCACCACAAACGUCCAAAUCAUCCACAGAGAGAAACGGACGUCCGCCUCGCUCAAACGAUUCUCAAGAAGAGGUAUUCAUGAUUUCGCAGACGACAAAAACUGAUGACAGCUAUCCUUCCCAACCAUCAUUCACCUCACAAGACACUGACGGCGACUCUGGGGUCUCACCUCGCAAUUCCGUUCCCGGAAUCAGAACAAGCCGAUCGGUCAGCCCCAGGAAGAAGGAGUCAGUAUCGCCACGACAUGAUCCUCGACCUCAUGUUAUCGAAUCCGACUAUCUUCCUUGGGAUAACGACCCUCCUUAUCCUCACCCAUUGAGCAACCAUAACUCCAAAGGAGCUCUGACUUCGGCAUCACCUCUUGACCCUUACACCCUUUUACUCCGAGCCUUGGAUUUUGAGUCAAAAACUUCAGCGCUAAAUGCCUCUGCAAUGGUCUUACUACUGAAACCUCUGGUGCCUGCAUCAGUUAUUGAUAGUCACAGGGCCAGUGCUAUUCUCCGGCAGCACCAUCUCCGGCUCAUGCAGAUGAGCUUGUUUGUCGAGGCAGGGCUUCUACGAAACAUGUGCAUAAAAGGAUGGCCUACCGGCCUGCCAGACUGGGGAGACAACUACAUAUCUAUAUUUGGCGGGGCCCAACAAGGCGUCAAAGUAGGCUUGUUCUGCUCGUCGUGUCGCAAGCCACGAGAGGUCGACCCGUCAGCCGGCCAGGACGCAGUUUGGACCUGUGAACGAUGCCGAAGCGUCAUGGCCCCAUGCUCGGUGUGCGGCCACCGUGAGGCAGAGCGUCCGUCCUUCAUCCCCCCAGAAAUUGCGCCAUCCACUUCGGAUAUCGAGUCAGAAAUGUGGUCAUCACAAUGGUGGUACUGCCCAGGCUGCGCUCACGGUGGCCACGCCUCCUGUCUCCAACUAUGGCAUGGAGCGUCAGAGCCAGUCGCCGCAGCAGACCCAUCUGCCAAGUACAGCGAUGGAUGCUGUCCCUCCGACGGCUGUGGCCACGCCUGUCUGCCGGGUAAAUAUCGUGGGGAGACAACCACAGCUCGAUCAGAUGAACUUGGUCGUGCGGCUGUCGAUUCAUCACGAGUAAGAGACGAACGCGGGCCGGCGAGCCGCGGAGGUAGCAGACGAUCCAGCCCCGGCGCACCAUAUGAACGAAGUGUGAAGAGCGACACGAAUGAUGUGCCUCAAAGUAAAGCCGUGGGCAUGGCGAGAGAAGCAUUGAAUAAAAGCAGUGGAGGGAUAUUGAGCUCCAGCCCAGGAAGAUCAAGCGGCACUGGGGAUAGAGAAAGGAGGAAGAGUGUCAAGUUUGCUAGGACGGACCGUUGA
Molecule: messenger RNA, 3861 nt
Organism: Pochonia chlamydosporia 170
Lineage: Eukaryota; Fungi; Ascomycota; Sordariomycetes; Hypocreales; Clavicipitaceae
Product: WD repeat protein
Exons: 1
Coding region: 1-3861 (1286 amino acids)
Biological process (GO): positive regulation of TOR signaling
Molecular function (GO): protein binding
Source: RefSeq, a predicted model, not a curated record